Messenger RNA from Caenorhabditis angaria, 3349 nucleotides. The record is from the annotation of a GenBank genome assembly. NCBI's taxonomy places the organism in Eukaryota, Metazoa, Nematoda, Chromadorea, Rhabditida, Rhabditidae.
AUGUCUGGAUCUUACCAGAUCAUCGAACACGAUGUUCCACAAUCAUAUCGGUAAGAUUUUUAAAUUUCAAAAAAAACAUCCGAAAAAAAAAUUUCAGUGACAAAAUUCUGAAGUGGAAUGGUUGGGGAUAUACGGAUUCGCAAUUUACGAUCAAUAAAAAAGGAAAUGUUUCGUUCACCGGUGAUAAGUUAGUUUAUAAAGGGGCGUGGCUAAAGUGCAACGCUCGCAAACUUUUUAGACCACCCACGAAGGAUAGAAAAGUGUGCGGUGGUUGCGAUAGGCCACGCCCAUUUCUAAAACCAAUACUAGAUUUUCUUUCAUCACCGCUUCAAAAUAACACAAUUUUGUUCGAAACUUAAAGGGACAAAAAAUUAUAGAGAAUACCUUGAAGCGAAAUUUUCCAAUAAUUCCAGUUCCUCAUUCCAGGUAUGACAUUUCUGGUCAAGAAAUGCCAGCAUUCCGCGGUUGGUUCGAGAACUAUCUCGGAAUCGAUCUGAACUUCACAACACCGGCUCAAAAAUUGUCGGAUGUGAAGAUCGAUGCGCCAGUCGAGAAUGACGAUAUUCUCGAAUAUUUGAAAGAGAAAAACAUCUCGUUUUCGAAUGCGCCAAGAAUUCGAUUGAUUCGUGGACACGGACAUACUGUGCAUGAUAUGUUGAAUUUGAGAGAGGGAAAGAUUCCGAGACUUCCGGAUGUUGUGGUUUGGCCGAAGACUGAGAAGGAGAUUAUUGAGGUAGGUACGGGUGGGCUGAGUCGGGGGCUUGAUUUUUUUUUAAAUCAAAAAGCCGACCUGACCAGAUUUCGCUUCGGGAAUUCGGUCAGCCUGGUCCGAUUCAGCUAGUCUAAAAUUUGAUUCCGAUUUCUAGAUAGAAGUCAUCGGGAAUCGGACAAGCUUAGAUUUUCAGGAUGUCUGAAUCGGACCAUCAAGCCAUUUCUUAACAUUUCCCUUUUUCUAGAUUGUCGAAGGAGCAAUGAGCCAUAAUUGUGCAAUAAUCCCAAUCGGUGGUGGAACUUCAGUCUCAAACGCCUUGGAUUGUCCAGUUACCGAACAACGCGCAGUCAUUUCAUUGGACAUGGCUCUUCUCGACAAAAUUCUCUGGAUCGAUCGAGAGAAUUUGACAUGUCGUGCACAAGCCGGAAUCGUUGGGCAAAACUUUGAGAGACAAUUGAAUGCCAAAGGAUUCACAUGUGGACACGAACCGGAUUCGAUUGAAUUUUCAACAGUCGGCGGAUGGGUUUCGACAAGAGCGAGUGGAAUGAAAAAGAAUAAAUAUGGAAAUAUUGAGGAUCUUGUUGUUCACAUCACUUUCGUCACACCGAAAGGUGUUAUUCAGAAACAAUGUCAAGUGCCAAGAAUCUCUAGUGGACCCGAUCUUCAUCAAAUCAUUUUGGGAUCUGAAGGAACUUUGGGUGUUGUUUCCGAGGUUACUAUGAAAAUCUUCCCACUUCCUGAAGUUAAAAGAUACGGAAGUUUUGUUUUCCCAAACUUCGAGAAUGGUGUCAAAUUCUUCCGUGAAGUCGCCAGACAACGGAUUCAACCAGCAUCGCUCAGAUUAAUGGAUAAUGAACAAUUUGUGAUGGGACAAGCAUUGAAGGUACUUACAUUCAAAUGUGUAUAUUUUCAAAGACUUGUGAAUUCCAGAUCGCCUCUGAUUCUUGGUGGCAUUCAUUAAAGAGCACAGUGUCUAAACUCUAUAUCACUUCAUGGAAAGGUUUCCGUGUUGAAGAGAUUUGCGCAGCGACUUGUGUUUAUGAGGGAAGUCUUGAGGAGGUCAAUGAACAUGAGAAACGACUCAAUGCUUUGGCGCAAAAGUUUUCGGGAGUUGUUGGAGGAGAGGAGAAUGGACAAUACGGUUAUCGCCUCACUUUUGCUAUCGCCUAUCUUAGAGUGAGUUAGGGUAACUUAAAAGUUAAGAUAACAAGAAAAUUUGCAGGAUCUCGGAAUGAAUCACGGAGUUCUCGGUGAAUCAUUCGAAACAUCGGUUCCAUGGGACAAAGUUCAAACGUUAUGUCGAAAUGUGAAAGAAUUAAUGAGAAGAGAGGCGAAGAAUCAAGGUGUACAACAUCCGGUUUUGGCGAGUUGUCGAGUGACACAAGUUUAUGAUGCUGGAGCAUGUGUUUAUUUCUAUUUUGGAUUUAAUGCGAGAGGUUUGGAGAAUGGAUUGCAGGUUUAUGAUCGAAUUGAGGUGAGUGUUAUUAAAGGCGGUCAGACAGCUAUUCCGGUUGAGCACCCACGAAGCUUCUGACUUAAACUUGAACCAAAAAAAAAUAAAAAUUAAAUAUCGAAGAAAUAUAAGUUCUUCCCGUACGCAAAAGUGCGUCACAGUGUUUGCACAACUCUCGGAGGCAAUUUGAAAUAUAAAUAAGUCACAACUAUUUUUGUAAGCUAUUUUUGACACCAAGCUUCGAGGAAAACGGAAUAAAUUGUUUAGCAACUCAGGAGAACGACCGCGAUAUCUGCGCGAAACGCGAACCCCAGAAGUCCGCUAAAUCGCCGCGCAUCCGCCGCGGUUUAGCGGUGUUGUUACAGCGUUUCGCGUAAAUUUCGCGGUUUCAUUAUCGCGUUUCGCGUAAAUUUCGCGGUGUCCUCUCAAUUUCAAAACAAAAUGUCAUCAUGAUCGAUCCUCACAUUCAGGUGAUCAUCAUUUCAUCAUUUGUAUUUAUCACACUCACCCAACCUCGAACCCACAACCUCUCACCUCGAAUACAUUUGUUUUACCCACUUGACCAUGCGCGCACGUGACGCGAAUAGCGAAAAUGUUUUUUAUAUACCAUGCUACUGCGCGAAAAUGUCGCGAAACGCUCCAAUUCGGCGGAGGAAGCCCGCGAAAUUUCCGCGAAACGCGAAGUUCCCCGCAAUUCGCGCAAAUUUCGCGACGUCCAGUCGACCGAGGCUCAGAUUGCGCGAGGUUUGUGCGAAACGCGUUAUUCUCCCGCGAAGGUUGAGCGAAUCGCAGAGACCCCGCUUUUCGCGCAGAUUUCGCGGUCGUUCUCCUGAGAAGAUCUCUGGGAACUUAUUACGUGGAAAAAUGCAAAAGCCAGGCUAGGUUCAAGCUCGGACCUACUUGAGCUUGGAAGACGAGCGGACCUGCCCUGGGAAAAUCCUCAAACCUCCCAAAACCACAAUUCAAUCCUUCAGACAGCCGCCCGCGACGAAAUCAUCGCCUGCGGCGGAAGUAUUUCACAUCAUCACGGAGUCGGAAAAUUGCGUAAACAAUGGAUGUUGACAACGAACGGUGCCGUCGGAAUUGCUCUUCUCAAAGCCAUCAAAAGUGAAUUGGAUCCGGCGAAUGUGUUUGCGAGCGCGAAUCUUAUUGAUAUUAUUGGAUCGCCUCAUUCGAAACUUUAA